AUGGGGUUCAACUUCAAAAGAGUGGUCGACUUUAUCGCGCCUAGCGCAGAUAAGGAAGACGAUGGCCGUGAUAAAUGGCCCUCGCGCGCAGCCUUUGUGCUCGCUGCCAUGGGCGGUGCUGUUGGCCUCGGCAAUCUUCUCCGCUAUCCCUCCGUCGUCUUCGCCAACAAUGGUCUUCAAUGGUUCAUUCCGUAUCUCAUCGCCCUCUUCUUCCUCGGAAUCCCAGUUCUGUGCCUCGAGAUCUGCAUCGGCCAAGCCUACCGCGGCAGUGUCGUUGUCGCCUUCAAUGGGAUCAAUAAGCAUACCAAGGGUGUCGGCUUGGCCGUCAUCAUGAACGGAUUUAUCGUUGCUACUUACUACGUCCCUAUCUUGGCCUGGAUCAUGCAUUAUUUUCGAUGCUCUUUCGAGAGCCCUCUUCCCUGGACCGGUCGCGGACAGGAAUUCUACAUGCAGGAUGCUAUCGCCAAUGAUGACCCCAUUGUUCCCGAGGGUUCUGGAUAUGUUGAGUAUCCUGGCACUGGCUUUGUCGGCGAGACUGUCGGCUGGGCUGCCUUUAUGUGGGUGCUCGUGUGGCUGUGCAUGUUCAAAGGCGUUGGGACAACCGGCAGGGUUGUCUACUUCACGAUGGGUCUGCCCGUCAUCAUGAUCAUCAUCAUCCUUGGCCGAUCAGUUUCUCUCCCAGAUGCCUCGACUGGCAUUAAGUAUUAUUUUGGUGAGUGGAAUGGUGAGAAACUCGGCAGUGGCGGUAUUUGGCAAGCAGCUUGCGGACAGAUCUUUUUCUCCAUCGGCGUGGGCUUUGGAUAUUUCACCUCCUAUGCUUCCUACAACAGCAAGCAUGCAAACGCCGUGCAGGAAACUCUGAUUAUCGCAAUCUGCAACUCUCUAUAUGAAGUUGUUGGUGGCUUUGCCGUUUUUGGUGUCAUUGGUUUCUUGGGUUACUCUCCUGACGACUCGUCCAUCUCGCUGAGUACUUUUACCGUUGGCUUCUUGACUUACCCCCUUGCAUUGGCGGAAAUGCCGGGUGCCAACGUCUGGGCUGUUCUAUUUUUCCUCACGCUGGCUGUUCUUGGCCUCAGCUCCGCGUUUGCUCUCAGCGAAUCCCUUGUCACGCUCAUCUGCGACUGUGGACUGGGUCGCAAGUUCUCGAGAGUACUGAUCACCACUGUCAUCAUUCUUCUUUCCUUCCUCCUCUCCCUUAUAUAA
Messenger RNA from Fusarium musae, 1203 nucleotides. RefSeq lists its product as uncharacterized. Lineage: Eukaryota; Fungi; Ascomycota; Sordariomycetes; Hypocreales; Nectriaceae. The record is from RefSeq and is a predicted model, not a curated record. Gene Ontology annotation, biological process: sodium ion transmembrane transport. Gene Ontology annotation, cellular component: membrane. The coding region runs from base 1 to 1203 and encodes 400 amino acids. The transcript has 2 exons.